Molecule: messenger RNA, 795 nt
Organism: Geodia barretti
Lineage: Eukaryota; Metazoa; Porifera; Demospongiae; Tetractinellida; Geodiidae
Source: the annotation of a GenBank genome assembly
AUGAUUUUUCAUCAGUGGACCACACUGGACUAUAGAAUUGAUGACAGCCUACAGAGAAAAGUUGGCCGGCGCAAAGAUGUAGGAGAAAUCGCACAACUACCACAACUUCACUUCUGGCAAGAAAUACGAGAAGACAGUGCCAUGAGACACAUCAUAUCAUUCACAUGUGAUGCUCCCUUUCUUGCAAGUCGCUCGUCUCAGCCGCAAAUAUUGAAUUCAACGACACAAAAAAAGAGAGAGGAAGAGAGAGAGGGAGAGAGAAAGGAAGAGGGAGAGAAUGGGAAGGAAUUGCAAACUAGUGCAAAGCCUAAAACUGAGAGCAGCGAAGUAGGAAAUGAUGCAGCGAAGUGUGGUGAUAGAUCGACGAAAGAGAAUGUAAAGAUGGAAGAAGAAAAUGCUAAUGAAGAAAAGAGUGACAGUGUUACUGACUGUGGGCACAUGGAGAAAGAGGAGAGCAGAGAAAUUGCAAAGAAAGUCGAAUUCAUGACUUUGAAAGUCAAAGGUCAGAGCUUCAUGAUUCACCAGAUUCGGAAGAUGGUGGGUCUCGUUAUCGCCAUAGUGAGAGGGUUUGCCCCGGAGACGACGCUCGUUGAGGCUUUUCAAAAUGGGAAGGUUGAUAUUCCUAGAGCACCUGCAUUGGGACUACUUCUGGAGAAUGUGAGCCGUUCAUAUGUACUAUACCAACUUAAUCACUAUCAAAUUACUGGUGGAUGAUAUUCUACUAGUACUAGCAGCUCAAGAUAGAUUUAAGGUCGGAUUCAGAAGAUUGCGAAAGAAAAUUUCGAAACACGAAUA